Polyodon spathula (Mississippi paddlefish) is the source of this 3305-nucleotide messenger RNA. Its product is annotated as inositol 1,4,5-trisphosphate receptor-interacting protein-like. NCBI's taxonomy places the organism in Eukaryota, Metazoa, Chordata, Actinopteri, Acipenseriformes, Polyodontidae. The transcript is spliced from 2 exons. The coding region runs from base 1099 to 2292 and encodes 397 amino acids. The record is from RefSeq and is a predicted model, not a curated record.
UCUUGUCUAGAUCAUUUUGAAUGACCUUUUCUGCUGCAACAGUGUUUGCCACUCCUCCUGUUUUUGUGUCAUCUCUCCACUCGGAGCUAGUCUUACUGCACAGCUCCUAGACGAUCCCCACCUUCAUUCAGGGAGCUAGUCUUACUGCACAGCUCCUAGACGAUCCCCACCUUCAUUCAGGGAGCUAGUCUUACUGCACAGCUCCUAGACGAUCCCCACCUUCAUUCAGGGAGCUAGUCCUACAGCACAGCUCUGAGACGAUCCCUACCUUCACUCAGGGAGCUAGUCCUACUGCACAGCUCUGAGACGAUCCCUACCUUCACUCAGGGAGCUAGUCCUACAGCACAGCUCCUAGACGAUCCACACCUUCACUCAGGGAGCUAGUGCUACUGCACAGCUCUGAGACGAUCCCUACCUUCACUCAGGGAACUAGUCCUACUGCAUAGCUCUGAGACGAUCCCUACCUUCACUCAGGGAGCUAGUCCUACUGCACAGCUCUGAGACGAUCCCUACCUUCACUCAGGGAGCUAGUCCUACUGCACAGCUCUGAGACGAUCCCUACCUUCACUCAGGGAGCUAGUCCUACUGCACAGCUCUGAGACGAUCCCCACCUUCAUUCAGGGAAAUAGUCCUACUGCACAGCUCUCAGACGAUCCCUACCUUCACUCAGGGAGCUAGUCCUGCACAGCUCUGAGACGAUCCCCACCUUCAUUCAGGGAGCUAGUCCUGCACAGCUCUGAGACACUGAGUCUGGUAGAUCAGCAGCAUGUGCAGUAUGUCUGGUAGAUCAGCAGCAUGUACAGUAUGUCUGGUAGAUCAGCAGCAUGUACAGUAUGUCUGGUAGAUCAGCAGCAUGUGCAGUAUGUCUAUUAGGAGAUCAGUAGCAUGUACAGUAUGUCUGGUAAGUUUCUAUUUCAUUUUCUGAACAGGGCACUGCAUUGUUCCUGAAAGUCACAUGGUACAGUUAUAGCUCUAUUUGCCUGUCUCACAGACACUUCCUGAACCUCGGACAAGCAAAAGUUCUCCGUUUUCAGGCAGGUGGAUACUGGAUUUGUUUGAAAGCUACUAAAAGAGACAAACACAGAAAAACAAAACAAAAUGUCCACUUUGGAAUUGCUUGAAGCUCUCUACACGAGGAAGGUGACGUUCUCAGAUUCAGAGUUGCUCCGGUACAGAGAGUUUGCAGAAGAAGUGGUCCGCACUCUCCUGCAAGAGGUUCAGAAACAGCGGCGGGACGGAGACCCGGAGAUCGGGACAGAGCCCAUCGGCACCGGCAGUGCCUUUGAGGGUGUGAAGGUGAAGCCAGAGCUGGAGUUUGACUUCAUGGUGCCGAUCCAGACCAAAAUACUACAGAUCGUUUUCUGCGACACUGAUCAGAACGUUCCCAGCCGCUUCGGGAUUGUCAAGACUGGAUCUGAAUCACAGAUUGUAUUCCAAUCUGCAUCCAAAUGGAAGAAGGGUGGAGAUUUUGAAGCAAAGUUCUGCAAGCAUGCCAAUGGUUACGGGUUGCUGCUGUCGGCUGAGAAGAUCCGGCAGUGGUUCCAGUCCCUGUCAGACCGCACUCUGCCAGCCCUCCAGCAGAUUUUCCCUGGAUCCACCUUCAGGUUCCAGCAGCACGGUCCCGCCAGGAACCUUAUCCUGACCAAGGAUGGGAAAGAGCUGAACGUCGAUAUCGUUCCGGCUAUCAAGUAUGAGAACGCCUUCCUUGUUGCGAAGCAGUGCUCCAGUAAGAUCAACCUUCCAAAUGAGGCCACAUGGAGGCUGUCCUUGUCCACCAGCGAGAGGGACUUUUUUAAGGAAAUGAAGCGUGUCCUGCCCUAUAAUUCCUGCCACCUCAAGUGCCUGAAGAUCCUCAAGUACCUCAGAGAGAACGACGAUCAGCUCUAUCCCUCAUCCCAGUUCACCCAUGGGAUUCAGUCCUACUACCUGAAGACUGCUCUCUUCCACUUGGUUAUGGAGUCCCCUCCCCAGGCCUGGGCCGCCGGCUGCCUGGAACAGCGGAUCAGAGAGAUGAUCGGCUACCUCAUCGACAGUCUGGUUAACAGGAACAUCCCGCACAUCUUCCUGGGGAACAAGCGGCAUCUGGGAAAUCGGCAAUGGAGCCUGGGCGUCCCUGUGAAGUUCUGCCACCACACCAGAGCAAACCUGCUGGAGGAUAUCAAACCAGAUACUAUGCAACAGGCCAGGCUGAGGCUGAUUAAAAUCAGGGAUGACCUCGAUGGGAUCCUCCGCCAAUAUCUGAAAGAAUAUCUGAAUGGUUCUGAGAGCCAGUCCUGGUGUGUGGUGGCGUGAUGUGAACCAGCCCCACUUCCAUGCAAUGAGUAGUCCUUUAUUUACCAGCUGGGACUCAAUGUAUCUCUAUUAAGACUGGGUAUUCCAAUACACACAUUCAAUGAGCUGCUUACAUAGGGGCAUCCUACUUUAUAAGGGAGGGUGGGGAUACUGAGCAGCUAAGCAUCAUCAGUUUCUGUUUGUGUUUGACAGGUUUUCCUUUGGAAAGGAAAUCACAAUUUCAAUGGGAAUCACUUAAAUAAAUAAACUAAUAAUUAAAAAAAUAAAAGCAAAACUGUAGUUUCCAAUUGAAAAACGCAGACACUCUCUUCAUCUCCAUCUGUCCAUGCAGGAUCCAGCUUCACAGAGCAGGGUGCAGGAGCUCAGGAUCCAGCUUCACAGAGCAGGGUGCAGGAGCUCAAGAUCCAGCUUCACAGAGCAGGGUGCAGGAGCUCAGGAUCCAGCUUCACAGAGCAGGGUGCAGGAGCUCAGGACUCAGCUUCACAGAGCAGGGUGCAGGAGCUCAGGACCCAGCUUCACAGAGCAGGGUGCAGGAGCUCAGGACCCAGCUUCACAGAGCAGGGUGCAGGAGCUCAGGACCCAGCUUCACAGAGCAGGGUGCAGGAGCUCAGGAUCCAGUUUCACAGAGCAGGGUGCAGGAGCUCAGGACCCAGCUUCACAGAGCAGGGUGCAGGAGCUCAGGACCCAGCUUCACAGAGCAGGGUGCAGGAGCUCAGGAUCCAGCUUCAUCUUGUUGCUGUGUAAUCGUCCCUGAACAAUGUGACUUCAACAGUAACCUGCUUUCACCUACAUCAUGAACCUUGCAUCAUAACAUGCAAUGUGAGAGACAAGUUCACACUGAGCUGCUAAACCUGUUUCCGAAAUGUUAUCUCUUUACAGGAAAAGCGCAUGUCAUCUUACUGCAUGUUCAGACCUGUUCAUCUCUUCAUAAUUGUAUUUGUAUGACUAUAUACACUAACUUUUUAUAAUGAAUCAAAAUAUUAAGUACUGAAUUUUUAAUACAGAAUGUAUUA